AUGCCCUCUAAGAAAGUCCUCAUUAUCCUAAGUGACGCGCACUCCUUCCCGCUGAAAAGAACUAGCGGACACGAUGCUGGCAAGAUAGUCGAUCAGCCUUCAGGAGUUUUCCUCCAAGAGCUGGCAAAGCCAUUAAACAAAAUCCUCAGUGCAGGCCACGAGGUGACAUUCGCCUCGCCAAAAGGUCACGAACCUGCCCUAGACCCGAGCAGCCAAUCACUCAUCGCAAAUGCCGGCAAUUUCUACGAACGUCAACGCGAAUAUGAUCUUAUCGAUCGCAUGAAGCGCGAGAAUGGAUUCACUAGCCCCAGGCCAUUCGGCACCAUCAGCAACGAUGAGCUGACUACCUUCGCGGCAGUCUUCAUCCCGGGCGGACACGCACCGCUUCAAGAUCUAGGCGGAGAUGCGGAACUGGGACGGAUUCUCCGUUAUUUCCACGAGGAGAACAAACCCACGGCUGUGAUCUGUCAUGGGCCGUACGCUCUGUUGAGUACGAAGAAAGCGGGAGAUGGGUCGUUUGUCUAUCAUGGGUACAAAAUUACGUCGUGGAGCGAUGCGGAAGAGAAGUUGAUGGAGACAUUGUGGGGUGGGGAGGUCGAAAAAGUUGAAUCGGCGUUGAGAGACGAAGGUGCAAUAAUGGUUGAAGGUGUACGUGAAAAGACUGGUGGCACCACAUUGCAUCGGGAACUGGUCUCUGCUGGUAAUCCUUUGGCUGCGAACGCUCUUGGUGAUCGGUUUCCUCGAGGUAUGGGCCCACCUGAUGGACCUGGGAGCAUCUCACUCAAGCAGGAAGGCCUCGACAAUGGGGAUACUAUGAACCCAUUUGUGAACGAUCCUGGCAAGAGCAAAAAGGGCGAGGGUGAGACGGACAGUGUCAAAGUAAAGGGAACUGUUAGGUUAGAUCGACCUCAGGUUUGA
Messenger RNA from Penicillium coprophilum, 918 nucleotides. RefSeq names its product type 1 glutamine amidotransferase domain-containing protein. Lineage: Eukaryota; Fungi; Ascomycota; Eurotiomycetes; Eurotiales; Aspergillaceae. The record is from RefSeq and is a predicted model, not a curated record. The transcript is spliced from 2 exons. Bases 1 to 918 code for a protein of 305 amino acids.